CCACAACUCGACGCCGCGACUACAAAUUCGUUUCUCGAGUUAAAACGAGGACUAGUUCUCUUUCGCGUGUGAUAUACGGUUAACCCCUGCAGGGAGCUGGGCCCCAAAUUCCAAGCGCUUGAGAAAGAACGCCGGCUUGCAAUUCGGCUGGCUGGGACGGGACUGGACGCGACGGGACAGCGAAACCAGUCUCGAACCCAGAUGAGCUCUACCCUUCCAAGAUCAUAAAAAUUUUGGGGUUUUCUCGCAGAAACGGAAGAAGGACACGGAGCAACCUAGAACUGGAACCGGCACAAAUCAAUUUACCAACGAAGUUAAACAGUAGAGAGGAUCUUGACAAGAUGUCCUUCAGAACAGCCCAAAUCCGCCUCGUUAGUUCACAUCGUGAGGUUUACGAACCGUGUGAUGAUUCAUUUGCACUAGUUGAUGCACUUCUGGCUGAUAGAAAAAACCUUUUAGAGCAUCAUCCAACGUUGUGCAUGGAAGUGGGUUGUGGAAGUGGGUAUAUUAUUACAUCUUUAGCUCUUAUGCUUGGACAGGAGGCUCCUGGGGUCCACUAUAUUGCUACUGAUAUCAACCCUCAUGCAGUGAGGGUGACCAGUGAGACCCUAGAAGCACAUGGUGUUCAUUCAGAGUUGAUCACAACAGACAUUGCAUCAGGACUGGAGAAGCGUCUGGCCGGAUUGGUUGAUGUAAUGGUUGUGAAUCCACCAUAUGUGCCAACCCCUGAAGAUGAAGUUGGUCGUGAAGGAAUUGCCUCUGCUUGGGCGGGCGGGGAGAAUGGCCGGAGUGUUAUCGAUAAGAUAUUGCCAAUUGCAGACAAUCUAUUGUCAAAUAAGGGCUGGUUGUACAUGGUCACGCUUACAGCUAACAAUCCCUCAGAGAUUUGUCUUCGAAUGAGACAGAAGGGAUAUGCUGCUAGAAUUGUCGUCCAAAGAUCAACAGAAGAAGAGUCUCUCCAUGUCAUAAAGUUCUGGCGGGAUUUUGAUACUCGGGUAGAUUCAAAGGAAAUGACGGUGACAAACAAAACAGUUCCUGCAAGAGUUAUGGAGUCCUUGGUCUCACAAUUUCCUCUAUCUGCAUUCUGGAGAAGCGGGCCACAGUAACUUAUAAAUGAGUGAGGCAACAUAUUCGACCUCGGUUCAAUGAAGAAUUAUUGUUUUGAGUUUGUUGCAGUUGGGAUUGCUGAAUGUUUUUAUUUUAUGUAAAAGAAAAGGCUCGUUUCAUGUCA
Molecule: messenger RNA, 1231 nt
Organism: Carya illinoinensis
Lineage: Eukaryota; Viridiplantae; Streptophyta; Magnoliopsida; Fagales; Juglandaceae
Product: methyltransferase N6AMT1-like
Exons: 3
Coding region: 342-1106 (254 amino acids)
Biological process (GO): methylation
Cellular component (GO): eRF1 methyltransferase complex
Molecular function (GO): protein methyltransferase activity; S-adenosylmethionine-dependent methyltransferase activity; nucleic acid binding
Source: RefSeq, a predicted model, not a curated record